Brassica napus (rape) is the source of this 3444-nucleotide messenger RNA. RefSeq names its product non-lysosomal glucosylceramidase. Gene Ontology annotation, cellular component: membrane. Bases 372 to 3212 code for a protein of 946 amino acids. NCBI's taxonomy places the organism in Eukaryota, Viridiplantae, Streptophyta, Magnoliopsida, Brassicales, Brassicaceae. The record is from RefSeq and is a predicted model, not a curated record. Gene Ontology annotation, molecular function: glucosylceramidase activity; beta-glucosidase activity. The transcript is spliced from 19 exons. Gene Ontology annotation, biological process: carbohydrate metabolic process; glucosylceramide catabolic process.
UCUCAUCCGGAGUGUUGAGUUUCAUUACCGCUUAAAAGGAAGGUACAGACUUCUCUGACCAAACGCAAAGAAUCACCGACCCAUUCCUUCCUUCCUACACAACUCUGAUUCCAGAUUCGCCUCUUUGAUGAUUCGAUUUGAUUUGUUUCGAUCCAUCCAUCAUCGUUUCGUUUUUUUUCUUCUUAAAAUCAGUUUGGGUUUCUGAAUCUCCGAUGCGUUUAAAUCAUCUGCAAAAGUAUUGCUUAAUCCUUGAAUCUGACAGCAACAAUUGAGUCUGCGAUUGCUUCUUCGAUUUGAAGCUCUGCUUUUAAUCAGGAGAAAAGACAGACCACCUUCCAUUGUAGAAAUUGAGGAACUGACUUAGAGUGGAAAUGGUGGGGCCAAGUACUUUGUUUCACCGGAGGAAGCAUUCAUGGCCUCCUGAGGAAUUCAUCACCAAAACUACUUUGCAAUUACUUGAUUUCGAUAGUGCUGCUCCGCCACCGCACGCAUGGAGGAGGAGAUUGAACUGCCAUGCCAAUAUCUUGAAAGAGUUCACUAUCACCUUUCGAGAAGCCAUCAAAAUGGUAAGGUUGGGGAUACGUUUAUGGUCUUAUGUCAGAGAAGAAGCCUCCCAUGGAAGGAAAGCACCUAUCGAUCCUUUCACCAAAGAGAAUUGUAAACCAUCUGCAUCCCAAGGUGUUCCCCUCGGAGGAAUGGGAAGUGGAAGCAUAUCUAGGGGCUUCAGGGGCGAGUUUAAGCAAUGGCAAAUUACUCCUGGAACGUGUGAUCCAUCACCUAUGAUGUCUAAUCAGUUUUCUAUUUUUAUUUCUCGAGAGGGUGGGCACAAAAAAUAUGCAUCAGUUUUGGCUCCAGGCCAGCAUGGAAGUUUAGGAAAAACGCGUGAUAAAGGUAUUUCUUCAUGGGGUUGGAAUCUGAAUGGCCAGCACUCUACUUAUCAUGCGCUAUUUCCUCGGGCAUGGACUGUAUAUGAUGGUGAGCCUGACCCAGAGUUAAAGAUUUCAUGUCGACAAAUAUCUCCCUUUAUACCAAACAAUUACCGAGAUAGUAGUCUUCCAGCAGCUGUUUUCGUAUAUACUUUGGUGAACACUGGAAAGGAAAGGGCAAAAGUCAGUCUUCUUUUUACAUGGGCGAACUCAAUUGGUGGGACUUCGCAUAUGUUAGGGGGUCAUGUGAAUGAGCCAUUUGUAGGCGAGGAUGGGGUCUCUGGCGUCCUCUUACAUCACAAGACAGGCAAGGGAAACCCUCCUGUUACAUUUGCGAUCUCUGCUUGUGAGACUCAGAAUGUGAAUGUGACUGUUUUGCCAUGCUUUGGAUUGUCUGAAGACAGUUCUUUUACAGCAAAGGAUAUGUGGGAUAAAAUGGAAAAGGAUGGGAAAUUUGAUCAAGAAAACUUCAAUAGUGGGCCGAGCGUGCCUUCAACAGCUGGAGAUACUAUUUGUGCAGCAGUCUCAGCUACUGCAUGGGUAGAGGCUCAUGGCAAGUGCACUGUGUCUUUUGCUCUUUCAUGGUCAUCCCCAAAAGUGAAAUUUUCAAAAGGAAGCACAUAUGACAGGAGAUAUACUAAAUUUUAUGGAACUUCGCCAAGAGCAGCUGUGGACCUUGUGCAUGAUGCACUAACACAUUAUAAGAGGUGGGAGGAAGAUAUUGAGGCAUGGCAAAAUCCCAUCCUCAGAGAUGAGAGGCUCCCUGAAUGGUACAAGUUCACUCUGUUCAAUGAGCUUUACUUUUUGGUAGCCGGUGGUACAGUCUGGAUAGACUCUGCUUCAGUCCGUGCCAAUGGGAAUAGUCAGCUUCAACAAUCAGAUUUAGGAAAUUCAGAUGGUGGAGUUGACAGUAAAGACCAACAGAAUAACCGUGAUGAUUGCGACAGUAAUGGAAUAGAAAGCAAUGGGGAAGCAUCAGUUACUGACAAAAGCAAUGGUUUAUUUGUAGACACUUCGCACGUAGAUGAUGAUGUUGGUAGGUUUCUGUACUUGGAAGGUGUGGAGUAUGUGAUGUGGAACACGUACGAUGUGCACUUUUACGCAUCCUAUGCGCUCCUUAUGCUAUUCCCAAAGAUCGAACUGAACAUCCAGCGUGAUUUCGCUAAAGCCGUGUUGUCUGAGGAUGGGAGGAAGGUUAAGUUCCUUGCAGAGGGGAACUUGGGGAUCCGCAAGGUCAGAGGUGCUGUUCCUCACGAUCUAGGGAUGCAUGAUCCGUGGAACGAAAUGAAUGCCUACAACAUACACGACACAAGCAAGUGGAAAGAUCUUAACCCAAAGUUUGUGCUUCAGGUGUAUAGAGAUUUCGCAGCUACAGGGGAUUACCAAUUUGGUAUAGACGUUUGGCCAGCGGUUCGUGCUGCUAUGGAGUACAUGGAACAGUUUGAUAGAGACAACGACGAUCUGAUAGAGAACGACGGUUUCCCUGAUCAGACGUACGAUACGUGGACUGUUCAUGGCGUGAGCGCCUACUGUGGUUGCCUGUGGCUUGCUGCUCUUCAGGCAGCAGCAGCAAUGGCUCUCCAGAUCGGUGAUAAGUUCUUUGCGGAAUUGUGUAAGAACAAGUUCUUGAAUGCGAAGGCAGCAUUGGAAGCGAAACUCUGGAACGGAACGUACUUCAACUAUGACAGCGGGGCGAGCAGCAACAGCAAGUCGAUACAGACGGAUCAGCUUGCGGGUCAGUGGUAUACUGCAUCCUCAGGCCUGCCUCCUAUUUUCGAGGAUUCUAAAAUCAAAAGCACUUUGCAAAAGAUCUUUGAUUUCAAUGUGAUGAAGACGAAAGGAGGGAGAAUGGGUGCUGUAAAUGGGAUGCAUCCUGAUGGGAAAGUGGAUGAGACAUGCAUGCAGUCACGUGAGAUAUGGACAGGUGUCACGUAUGCAGCAGCAGCUACUAUGAUCCUCUCUGGCAUGGAAGAACAAGGGUUCACUACUGCUGAGGGAAUCUUCACAGCUGGCUGGUCAGAAGAAGGUUUCGGAUACUGGUUCCAGACACCGGAAGGGUGGACAAUGGAUGGGCAUUACAGGUCAUUGAUAUACAUGAGGCCUCUCGCAAUAUGGGGAAUGCAGUGGGCGUUGUCGCUGCCAAAGGCAAUCCUUGAUGCUCCUAAGAUCAACAUGAUGGACAGAGUUCACAUGUCCCCUAGAAGCCGCAGAUUCUCUCACAACUCCAGAGUUGUAACACACAAAGCUAAGUGUUUUGGAGAUUCUUCUUUAAGCUGUUCCUGCUGAAUACUCGGACAUAGAAUGUUCUGGAUUGUAACUGUAAUGUAAUUAACAGGUGGGAAAUAUUUCCAUGAAAAAUAAUGGAAACGUUUCUAGAAUGUUGCGGUACAAAUUGCUCAUAGAGAGAGAGUUAAUGUUUUGCAGGAAGAUGAUAAGUUUGUUUGCUUUUUUUCAUGGUUAAUAACCUCAGAAGAACAUUUUGUAUUCAAGUUUCCUUAGCAGAAUCUUUAAAGACUUU